This is a messenger RNA of Ornithorhynchus anatinus (platypus), 9265 nucleotides long. RefSeq names its product peroxisomal biogenesis factor 5 like (gene PEX5L). The record is from RefSeq and is a predicted model, not a curated record. Gene Ontology annotation, biological process: protein import into peroxisome matrix, docking. Gene Ontology annotation, molecular function: protein binding. Lineage: Eukaryota; Metazoa; Chordata; Mammalia; Monotremata; Ornithorhynchidae. The transcript has 14 exons. The coding region runs from base 518 to 2440 and encodes 640 amino acids. Gene Ontology annotation, cellular component: peroxisomal membrane; cytosol.
UUAUUAGCCAAUUUGUUUAAAAAAUAUUGAAAAUGGAAAGUUAUAUGCUUUGGGCAGAGUAAUAUUUCUCAUAACUCUGAGACUCAAGGGGGUGGAAAUAAAACAUUAACUAUUCCCUGCCUAAGCAUUACUGUCUAACUGAACUGCAAGACUGAAAGAAAAUGCAAAGAAUGAGUGACCAUUAUGAGUUCACAAGGGACUGCUCAGCUAUUUCAGAAUAAAACAGGAUCUGCCGGGAAUUGAGAAAGGAAGCCAAUAAGACUAUCCUGGAAAAAAAGUUAAGAACAGGAAAAAUAAAGGACUGUGAAAAACUGGGAAUUGUUAUUUACCACUAAUUUAAGAAAACUGAAUAGCAUUUGUGCUGAUGAACACAUAUGCAAGAUCAACAAAAGGCAAAUUGAAUUUUAACCAGACAUCAGGACUAAAUUUUAAAAAAAAGCCUCUUAUCCCUGAAUAAUUAAUAGUGGGAAAUAGGCCUGUUAGUAAUGAAGAGAGACUAGAUCGAUGAUGAUUCAAAAUGACUGAGCUAUUGAACUGCUUUUUAAAAUUAUUCUUUCACAAGAAAUGUAAAGAAAAAGGAUAUGGGAAACUAAGCAGUGAUGAAGACCUCGAUAUAAUUGUUGAUCAGAAUCAGGGAAAAGGCUCUAGGGCGGCAGAUAAGGCUGUUGCCAUGGUGAUGAAGGAGAUACCGAGGGAGGAGUCUGCUGAAGAAAAGCCCCUCCUUACUAUGGCAUCACAGUUGGUGAAUGAGCAACAAGAAAGCAGACCCCUUCUGAGCCCUUCGAUUGAUGACUUUCUCUGUGAAACGAAAUCGGAAGCGAUAGCGAGGCCCGUAACAUCAAAUACCGCAGUACUGUCAACAGGUUUAGACCUCUUGGACCUGAGUGAGCCUGUUUUACAAAUCCAAAACAAAACAAAGAAGUUAGAGACUACUUCCAGAGGUGAAAGCUCAAAGGCUUCAACCCACAAGAAGAAGGUGGAUGGGUCAGACCUGAUGAGUGUAGAAGCUGAGCAGAGAGGACAGGCUGUGAGAGUCCCUGAGACAGCAUCACUCGAUUUAGUCGAUAUCCAGACACAAGUGGAGAAAUGGGAUGAGGUGAAGUUUCAUGGAGACCGGAACAGCAAGGGCCAUCCUGUGGCAGAAAGAAAGCCAUCAUCAUCCAGGACUGGCUCGAAAGAGAUUUUAUGGUCCUCAGAAAACAGAUCUCAGCUGGAACUGGCCAGUGGAAGGGGGGCUCUGAAUUCGGAAUCAACUUCAGAACUAGAAUUAGCAACUCCAACCCAGGCACGACUGACCAAAGAACAUCGCUGGGGAAGUGCAUUACUCUCUAGAAACCACUCCUUAGAAGAGGAAUUUGAAAGGGCCAAAGCGGCUGUUGAGUCAGACACAGAAUUCUGGGAUAAGAUGCAAGCGGAGUGGGAAGAAAUGGCUCGGAGGAACUGGAUAUCUGAGAACCAAGAAGCCCAGAAUCAAGUUACUAUUUCUGCUAGUGAGAAGGGUUAUUAUUUUCACACUGAAAAUCCUUUCAAAGACUGGCCUGGUGCUUUUGAAGAAGGGCUGAAAAGAUUGAAGGAAGGGGACCUUCCCGUAACUAUAUUAUUCAUGGAAGCCGCCAUUCUUCAAGAUCCCAGUGAUGCUGAGGCCUGGCAGUUUCUUGGUAUAACCCAGGCAGAGAAUGAAAAUGAACAAGCAGCUAUCGUCGCCCUCCAGAGGUGCUUGGAAUUACAGCCCAACAACUUGAAAGCACUGAUGGCCUUGUCAGUGAGUUAUACUAACACGGGCCAUCAGCAGGAUGCUUGUGAAGCCCUGAAGAACUGGAUUCGGCAAAACCCAAAGUAUAAAUACUUAGUGAAAAACAAGAAGGGAUCUCCAGGACUUACUCGGAGAAUGUCUAAGUCGCCAGUUGAUAGUUCCAUCCUGGAAGGAGUAAAGGAUCUGUAUCUGGAAGCUGCACACCAGAACGGGGAGAUGAUAGACCCCGAUUUACAGACGGGACUUGGGGUGCUGUUCCACCUGAGUGGAGAAUUUAAUAGAGCGAUAGAUGCGUUUAAUGCUGCCUUAACUGUUCGACCAGAGGACUAUUCCUUGUGGAACCGCCUUGGGGCAACGUUGGCAAACGGAGACCGCAGCGAAGAAGCCGUCGAAGCCUACACAAGAGCUCUAGAAAUCCAGCCCGGCUUUAUUCGUUCCAGAUACAAUUUGGGAAUAAGUUGCAUCAACCUAGGAGCUUACAGAGAGGCAGUCAGCAACUUUCUCACAGCUCUCAGCUUGCAAAGAAAGAGCCGGAACCAACAGCAAGUCCCCCAUCCUGCAAUUUCUGGCAACAUCUGGGCGGCUCUCAGGAUUGCCCUCUCAAUGAUGGACCAACCUGAACUCUCUCAGGCAGCUAAUCUGGGUGACCUGGAUGUCCUAUUAAAAGCUUUUGACCUGGACCCAUGAAAGAAAAUGAAAAACUCUCCUCCAAAAUGUACCGGGAAAUGCAAAACUAUUUUAGUACAAAUUUCAAAGGGAUAAAAACGUCAUUCAAAGUACCACGCUCAUGCCACACAAGGAAACCCCGACCAAUGCUGCCCAAUUUCUGUAAAAGUUCAAAAGCACAAAAAACUGUAUAUAGCAUCAUUUGAACGCCAAACAAAAAUAGAAAAGAAUGAGGUGAACCAAGAUGAAACAACCAAAUUGGAACACUCGUCACACAGUAUGUUUCUAAAUUAGUACGAUGGAUUUGUUUUCUUUUUUUUUGUUUUUGCACUUGGUUACAGCUGACAACGCUUAUAAAGGAACCUGUCUUCUAUUUCAUAAAGCAAGCGUUGAAUGCACUGCCCCAGUACAUGGUGGAAUACGGACUUUGGUUUUGUUCAAUCCUAGUUCCUGACUUCUACAAAUUGCGGUUUAGUUCGGGUCGUUGGUGCAUGCACAGUACAUAUAUUAGUUCUUUAAUAAGAGGGGUUUUGCUUAGAAUUUGCUUACCAAAUUCUUAACAUUGCUAUAGCUGUUUGAUUUCAGUGUGAGCUUCGCAGGCAAAAGCAGCUAUUUGCACUACAAGUUUUGCGGUUCACAACCCCAAAUUGUCUGCGACUGUACAUAUGCACUUUAGUAGUUGAUCAUUUAUGCACUUCUGGGGUAUUGUUUCUCUAAUUUUUAAGCAUUAUAAGAAAGACGUAGGGAUACAGCCACUUUGGCUCAACGGACCAAAUACAAAUUCUUGAAAAUAGUUUUCCAUAGCGUAGGAUUUGGUGAGGGGCAUUUUUUUCCUAAAGCUAAUGUGGCAGAAAGCAUAACCUCAAACCUAGAUUCUUCUUCUUUGUAUAACCUCAAUAUUAAUAAAGCCUGGAUGAAGCUAAGCGAAGAGGGUUCUGUUCCUUCAAGCAUUAAACUGGAGGGAAGCUUAGUAAUUAGUGCUAAUUUCACCAUUACUCACCUAAAUAAUUGCCCAUCUGCUAUGUUGCUUUGUCCAUCAAUAAUUGACAUAUGCAGUUGACCCGCUUUAUAAGAGAAUUUUUAAGUUCACUGCUAACUGUUAAGAUGUUAAAUAUUUUUCUUAAAUCAUGACAAAUAUAUUUUUGUUCAAAACAAGGUGGCAGGUCUUUUCCAGGAUAGAUAUUUUGCCAGUCCCUCUACUGUAGAUGAAACUGAACUAUGGGUUCGCAACAGUUUUUCCAAAGGUACGUUAUUUCAGUGUUUCGGUGUCAUGAUUUGAAGACUCUGUUACAGUCGGCCCUUAUCCUGACGUACAGUGUAAGUGCUGUUCAAUACAUUGCUUGCUGAAAAUAUCGACCUCACUGGAGGAGGGGAUUUCAUUUAAUCAGGAAAACAUUGUAGUUUGUGUGUUAGAGACUAAGGUGGAUGAAUUGGAAAAUGCUUUCUGAAAGUAACUUUCUUGUGACAUUUUGUCUAGGGGAGGGCAUUAUUUCCCCAUUAUCCCCCUUUCUCUGUUUCCUAAAUGGCAUUUUUAGUUGUGCCUUAUUCCAAAUCUUGGUUUCAGAGCUAUUGAAAAGGGAGAAGUGUUUGGGAUAAGGACAUUUGUAGGAAAAUUAGCUCUGGAGUUCAGAACUCCAUGCAUAGGUAAUGAGAAAAUGAAUCCAGUCAAGAAUCAGUACUGCUGAGCUACACGGUGAGUAGGUGGUGAGGAGUUUUAAUGUGAGUAUGAAACUCUGGAUCUUAGUAGUGGCUGAAUCCAUUUUAUUUGGGAAGAUAAUCGAGGCAGGUGCACAUAUAUUCAUAUUUCAAGAUCUGUUUCAUUGGACGUUGUAACUAUAAUCCCAGAGAGGAUCCUGUCCCACUCAAUCUGAGCAAUUACUGUUUUGCAUAGUGGUGAUUCAAAUCUUUCCCUCUUUUCAUAAAAGCAAAGAAAUGUUAGACUGGAAAGUGACUUAAGAGGUUUAGCACCUUCUCGUGUCUCUUGAGAGGUGUGGAUAGAGCCGUUCGGAGGAGGAAAUUCUAUAACUUGACUUAAUAGCUCAUUCCUGAGCUUCUAGUAGAUCACUGCAGAGUUUAUAAUAAAUUUUUUUCCAGAGUUUAACAGCCUUCAAGGUCAGAAAUUUAUUUCUUCUGUCAAACCGAUCCCCACUAUCCCUUGCAGUUUAAGCCCCUGUCACCACCACUUAAAACGUCAUAGGUUUAAACAUCUCUUUCCAGUUACUAGGGUAGACAUCAAAUUCUGUGACUUGAAACAUAAUCGAAAGGCCUAUUACAAUGUUUAGUCAGCCUUGUAGAGAGCCUCGUGCCUGGAACCAGUAGCUAUUUAGGGUAGGCCAAAGACGGAGUGUUGAUUUGAUUUAUUUCCAUUUUGGCUUGUGCAGUAGACCAUUUCUGCAGUCUAGUAAAUUUAUUUUGCACCAGGCUACAAGACUACAAUGCAGUGGAGUCAUUUCGUAAAGCUUUGAUUGUAGUGCAAUGAUCUAUUUCCGCCAAUUGGUUACCUAACAGCAGUUUAUUCUCGAUUUCUUAUAUGUGCCUAAUGUCCAUCGAAUUCAAUACUGGGGAUAAGGCUUUAGAGCACCGUGCCUAUUAUUUUGCCCCAAAUUGUCACCCUUGUGGAGGAGUACUUUCAAAUAUAGUGUUUACAGAAUUUAAAGCAUUACCAAAAAUAAACAAGGACUUAGGGUAGGCUUAAUUUUUAUAUGGAAAUCUCUUUCUUUUUUAGAUAGAAAAUAUCUCCAUUCCUACUCUGCAUUAGAUGAGCACAUGAUCAUUUUAUUUCCUUUUUUCCUUGAAGAGCCCAGCGAGUCCUUUCUUCCCUCCCCUCCAAUAGCUGGGUCUGUUGUCAUUCUGGAAAGAUGGCAGGGCACCUUAUUUGGCAUUUAGUCCUUGUAUUCUAACCAUGAAUGGGGAACAACAAACACAAGGGCUAUUAUUUGAAGGCAUUGUUAGAGUGCUUGUGGGACAUUCAGUGGUUCCCGUAUUACAAGGUGCUGAAUCCUCCAGUAAUUUGAAUUACAAUUAUUUAGUAACAGAUGCAUUACCUGGCUCCAACUGUUCUGCAAUCUUUAGUUCACUGCACUAAUGAUAUUGACAAUGAAGAGACGGGAUCAUCUGAAACUGGCUACUUUGAGGGGCUUUGGGUAAUCUUAUUUUUCACCCCCCUCAUUGUGCAGAGCAGAUCACGAACAGUACUUUACCUUCACUUGGAGCUGGGUUCUGCUUUCAAAGGCAGAUGAUGGCCAGAUUGAAGGGAAAGGUGUGAACUAUGCAGAAAUGCCAUCAGUUCAUCUUUUGGACUUACUUUAGAUGGUACCUGACACCAUACCUAGUGAGAUGUCCGUUCCCAGAAGCCUCUUAGCCAAGGCUCACCAGAGUGGUACUAUAAGCUCACUGUGGACAGGGAACAUGUCUACCACCUCUGUUGUAUUGUACUCUCCCAAGCGCUUAGCACAGUGCUCUGCACACAGCGCUCCAUAAAUACCAUUGAUUGAUUGAUUCUAUAUAGGUUGACUGGUCAUAGUGUGGGAGACAAGAAUUACUCAUUUCCCAAACCCACCUGUAUCUGUGGCUUCCAGUAACAGGCUUGUUUUGGGCGGGGAACGUGUCUGUUGAUUGUUGUACUGUACUCUCCCAAGCAUUUAGUACAGUGCUCUGCCCACCGUAAGCGCUCAAUAAAUACGACUGAAUGAAUUUGGAAAAGGUGGAAGCAAUCAUUUUACUCUGUCAAUCGUGUGCCAGUUCCUGUCCUUCUCCCACUUGCCUUUCAUUUCCACCUUAAGGUGGACACAAAGGGCCAAGCUGCAUCCUGAGUAAGUGGCUUUGGUUGGCCCUCUACCUUCUUUACUUCCCAACCUUUUCAAGACUUUUUUGUCCUUACAAAGGACACACUAAAGAAAUGCAAGGGAUUGCCAUUGUUAUUACAGAAUCCUAAGGAGAAUAUGGUAACGCUGAAUUCUGAGCUCGUAGCUCAGUGGGCUGAGCUGGCCUCUCUUAGAUCCCUCCUGAUUUCACUUUUUUAUAGUGUUCAAACCCACCAUUUGUCAUAAUUUCUCUGUCAUUACAGAAUUUAUAGCUCCAGCUAAAAUGAAACUGUUUUGAACUAAUAAAUAUAUAUUUUUAAAGGGUGUUCGUAGAUGGAUUGUGACAUAAGGUUUGUAAAGGGUGUUUUUUUUAAGAAAAACAUAUAACCUCAGGUACAAAAAUAUUGCAUGCAUUAGUAUUUGCACACCAACCUAUUCUAAUAUUAACCAAAGCAUGCGAGGUAACAACAACUGAAUGUAAAUUUACAGAAUGCAUGUCUAAGUCUUAGAAUUAGCUCAAUCUUCCUUGCAAUUUCUGCACUCCUAAAUGCGGUCAUUAGGAGUUAUUUAUACAUGGACUUUGUGUUGUAAAUUUAAUGCAAUAUCCUUGGAAUGGUUUAAUAACAGUGUGUCCCACUGGACUUAAUAAUAUCCAAUCGCCUGGCUUAUACAGUGUUGCCGACAGGACAAACUCAUACAGAACUUUAGGUGUUCACAGGCUACAAAAUACGGUGAAGCGAGACUCAUCACCAUUCCAAAAUGGAAUACCGUUAUCACUCUGAAUGCUUUCAAAGGCAAAAAUUCAAAUAGGUUGCUUUAGUGCGAAAAAAUUUGGAUAUUACUCUAGGCAGCAGGGAAAAUGUUGGUCCUUAGAGAUCAAAUGCUGCUGAUCGUGUCUGCUCAGGGCGUCCUGCACAAUGUAAAGCCAAACAAGCUGGGAAAGUGAAGGUAUCAGUAUUUUGAAAGAAAUUCAGAAGGAAAUACUGAACACCUCAUAGAGGACCUGGUGUCAUUCUUACUUCCAUUUAAGAAAUAAUAAUGUAAAUGAUGAUGUUGCUUCUUUCUUCAGGAACUGCUGAGUGGAAGAUCACUGCAGCAAGAUUGUAGGCUCUUCAAAUUUUGACUUUCAACCUUUAAUCAGUAAGUCUAAAAGUAAUGAGAUGUGAUGGGGCUAAACUGUAAUUUACCUUGCCCCCCUUCAAUUAUGCAUUCUCACUGCACAUUAAAUGCCUUCAUGUAUAAGCCAGCACCAAAUGAUCUCCACAAACUCACACAAAGAACACUGAAAAUGCCAGUUUCAGCCACUCUGGGAUCCCACUGCAGACGUGAGUCGCUCUAAAUUAUAACUGAAUGCAGAAUCCAAAAAAAAAAGGACACGCUGAUAAAUUUUCUAUGCCUCUACUGAGUGCAUUUAACAGGCUUUAUAAUGUGCAAAAUGAAUAAGUGGGUGAGAGAUUGCUACUUUAAUGUGUUUUUCCUUUAGGUAAAAACUUUGAUAACAGUGAAUUGAGAAACAGUAACUCAAGAGUACACGCUUUGGAAAGGGACAUCCUACCUUAGACCAACUUGCUCAGGACAAGGGAUCAUUUUAAUCCGAAGAGCCUCAGCCGACGGGGAAAGGGGGGAAAAGUACAUAGUAGGUGCUCUACUGUAGGAGAAGAAAUAAAGAAAUACUUAAAGCUAAGAAAAGGUAAAGGAGGAUGGAGGGUUUUUACAUGCUUGCCUUACCUUUAACAGCAACUCCCCAAUCUUCAGACUCUGAGGCCAAUGUUAUUACAAGCCAAUAUUCUCCUUUCAUCUUAGGCCCAAGACCAAGAUCCAUUCCAAUACCUUGGUUUCAGGGGGUUUUUUGUUUGUUUUUUUAAAAACUAGCUUUCCCUGAGACCAUCUCUCGAAGAGAAUGCAUCCACUUUGGCUUUUUGCCAUAUGACACUGAACCAUACUGUUAGUUGUAUGGGGCAGCUACAGAAAUCUGAAUAAAACACCAGACAUCCCCAAGUGAAUCUCUUCUGAGUCUUAAAAACAAAAAAAAAGUUUCUUUUUGAGGUUUUCUUGAGUGUAGAAUGGAUAACAAAGAAUAGUGGGGGAGAAGGGGAGAUAAGUGGGUAGGUGACUUGCACAUUCAAAUUGUUAUUAAGGAAGCUGAUAUGACAUUAACAGUCCUGUAGAGGACUUACAAAUAAUGGCCCCAUGUAAGAAAAUAUACGGAUGUAGUACAAUAUCCUAAGCAGCAGCAACAGUAAUAAAAUAACUCAUUUUCAAGCCCCAAAUGAUUGCUUAUUUUACUUUCUCUCUUCCCCUUUUAACCUUUCCCUUCAUUCCCUAGUGCCAGAGUUUGUUUACAUUUAUUGAAAUAUUGUCUGGUUUAGGAAACUUUUUACUACCAAAACUACACAUUUAUUGAACAUUUAGAAAAAACAAUAUUUCUAUAUAUUUUGUAUAUCUAUGAAUAUUGCCUAUCUAGACUAAUCUUAAAAUAUAUAGUUUUGAAAGACAUCGUGCUGCUUCUUCCACAUGCUCAGUACUGAUUGAAAUUCCAUCUGGCGCCAGUUUUUGGCUUUAUUUUUAAGCCAGCAUAGAUAGCAAAGAAGAGAAAGCAUUUGAAUGUUUACAUUCAGUUUUUAAAGUUAAUAUCAACCCAACUUAAGUGAUCUAGUUCUUAGGUAAAUUUAGUGAAUAUUGGUGGGGGGGAGGGAGGAGUGUGAAAGAAUAGACUCAUAAUAAACAAUAUUGCAUCUAUAUACUUAGAGCAAUAUUAAUUGUGUAUAAUAGCACAAAUCUAUAAUGUACUGAUGCUUCAACUUAAUAUCUUCUUGCACUGCUCUUUAAAAUAAAAUUACUUCCAUAAAAUGAUCUGGUCAUAUAUGUGAUUAAUUUGGUAUUUGAUUUGCAAAGCACUAAUGUUACUGUAGUAUUUUUGUACUGUAUUGGAAGCAUGCCUUCCUGUUAUUUUUUUCCAUAAUAUUAAAUUGUAUUUAUAUUUGUGUGAUUUUUAAGUGUGUCUUAAAAUAAAGUUUGUCUGUGGCUUCAAAUACCUUUCAGA